UGAUGUAUGACGGUUCGCCUUUUCAUCACUUUGGCCUGGAGCCAGUCGUGAGUCAGUGUUAACUAAAUGUAACAGCAAUGACAACAUAUCUAGUGAAAUCGCACAAGUGGGGUUUGGGGAAGGCAGAGUGUCCGCAAACAUUACCCCUCCACUAGUGGAGGUAGAGAGGAAUCAUUAGUUCGACCAAGGAUAGGAGAUACAAUUUUAUUGUUAAGCUAUCUAUUAGGGAAAUAAUUGAAGAGCUUAUGGAAAUCAUGAAGGAGAUCUUGACAUUUCAUGAAAACAAAGAUAAAAAGGAAAUCUUGAGAUUUUAUGAAAUAUAGUGUUCGUAGGAAGAAGAGACGGUUGCACCUAUUCUAGAAAAAUAAAAAUAAAAAGAAUGAGUGAUGGUUGGCAUCUCCCUAAUUUGUAAAAAAGAGGUUGGCAUCUCCCUUGACAAGGAUGGGAAACAAAAUUGAGACUUCAUUCAAAUGACAAGAAAAAGUAAUGCCAUUGAAGGAGGAAAAUGAGUUGUAUUGGGAAUAAUUUACUGAUGAUGAGGUGUAGCCAGUUUUUAAAGUAAUGCAGGGGAAAAUGCGAGGAAAUGAUCUUCUACGGUCACUUACAAUCCAAAUAGAAGAAAAUGAUCAUUUCAGAUCUGUGACACAGAGGAAAUAUAGGAGACUGUUAUUGUGGACUCGGAUUGCCUCAGUAAUUACAGUGCUGCAACUUCUUGGGGCUGUUUUUCUUUUGUUCAGUGUCACCAAUCUUUUGCAUCAUGAUACAGCAUCAAGCAACUGUCUGAGAGGGAUUCUCUCAAAUGGUUCGAAGUGGCAACACACCAUGCUUAUUCUUUUUAUGGUUAUUAUAUCUUAUGUGGCUCCAGUACAAUGUUUUACUGGGGCUGACGUCUUGAGAUGGAGGUCUUUCUACGCAACAGAAGAUAAUGCUUGGAGGGCACAUUAUAGGGAGAUAUUUGAUCAUGGCAUUCGUGAAGCUUUGUGCUGUCUGGGACGGGUCAAAUACUUGACUGUGCUAGAGGAAGAUGAAGUUUGUUCUGUGGCACAGUUACUUGGUGAUCUUGUCACUUACCGUGCAUCUGGAACAGGUCAUUUGGAGCUCUUGGCAGGACUAGCUUUAUUGCAGAAUCGUUGUUCCUUCUCUAAAUCAUAUGAAGAGUCAAUGGUUGUACCCAUGGAAAGGAUGCGCAAGGCUGCUUUCUACCAUCCAUUUGCUGAAGCAGCCUACACGGGUCUAUUACUUGAUAUAGGAAGAAAUCCUGUACUUUUUUCUUGUUCAUGGCUCUAUAGGCAAGGCAUUCUUGCUCCCUGGCUUUGGAACAGGCGACCUUUACUAGAAGGUGACAACUGGUGGCGAGGUCAUGCAGCAGCCUUCUUGAAACAUGUUCAUUUGUCAGCACAUAUGCUCAGGAAAGGGCGUGUUAAUCAAGGGAAGUGUAAAGCAGCAUACUUUAUUGUGGUUUUGCAUAAUGUGAAAUCUGUUGUAAUUGCUGUGAGGGGAACUGAGACCCCUGAAGACCUCAUAACUGAUGGUUUAGGCAGGGAAUGCUGCCUUACUGAAGAAGAAUUAGAUAGCCUGCUAAAUGGCAAUCAUUGUGACCCAUGCAUUCGUCAAAGAGUGGUUUCAUCCACACCACACUAUGCACACUCCGGAGUAGUUGAGGCCGCACGUGAUCUUUACAUGCAAGUAGAUGGAAAUUGUGGAGAUGGUGGAUUUCUCUCUUCAAUGCUGGGAGUAGGUUGUGAGUGUGAGGGAUAUGGUGUGCGAAUAGUGGGACAUUCCCUUGGGGGAGCUAUUGCUGCAGUACUGGGAAUGAAGCUACGCAAACAGUACCCAGAUUUACACGUCUACACAUAUGGUGCUCUCCCAUGUGUGGGUCUGGUGGUAGCAGAUGCUUGUUCAGAAUUCAUUACCAGCAUUGUAAACAAUGAUGAAUUUUCAGCGCGCCUUUCAGUAGCAUCAAUUAUGAGACUUCAAGCAGCUGCACUCAAGGCACUAUCAGAAGAUGGCACUGUUGAUAUUACAACAAUUCUUAAACUUGCUCAUCACUUUACUUCAUUGAGUGUCUGUCAGAAAAGCAUGAACGACGGAGAAUCGUCAGUGAAUUCUUUGACAGCAAUGUCAAGUUGUACAAACCAAAUCAACCAUAGCCAGCUCGAAAUUGGAUUGGUAAAGUGUGAACCAGGAUCCUCUGUUUUGCAUGACAUAGAUACAGAUUUUAGCUCUGAUGAUAAAAUCAGUUUGACUGAAUCAGCAAAUCGUUUCAGCAGUCCUUUCAAUUGCUCCACUUCUGAUUCAAGUCCAUUUAGUGAUCCUUUAACCGAAUUUAUGGAGGCUGUUCCAUCUUCGGAAAAUAAGUCGUCAUUGAGUAUCCCAGAGUUGUAUUUACCUGGUCUUGUUAUCCAUAUUGUGCCACAGAAGGAUGGCCUUCAUAAGCCACUGUGGAAGCGCUGGAGACCUUGGGAGAGAAGAUGCAGGUUUAGGGCCUAUGUAGCGAAAAGAGAAGCAUUCAAAGAUAUAAUAGUAUCACCAUACAUGUUCCUGGACCAUCUACCUUGGAGAUGUCAGAAUGCACUGGAAAACAUACUGAAGACUGGACAACUUAAAACUCCAGAUGAUGCAUCUGAAAUUGUGUGAUUGCUGACAAGAGAAUGCCAAUUCAGUCCACUUGGUUCUUGAAAAAGCAUCAUUGUAGUAGUCUGGCAAACCAGAUAUCAUUGGAAAGUACUGAUUCAUAGACAGGACCAUGACAAUUAACUGAACAGGCAUUUACUUCCAAGGAUGUACCAGAUCAACCGAAGCAUAUGUAUCGUCAUUUUUCUUGACAAGAUUCCACAUAUAUUUCCUCAAGUAGUCAACUACGAUGUAUGCUAUCAUUGCAUAUGGCGACCCUUUGUCUUGGGUGAUUCACAACCUCAUCAGAGCCUGCAUUCAGAACUGCUUCACAACAAGUCAACUGAAUCAUUUUAUGUAUUCUAAUUGUAUAAGCACUCUGAGGGUUAUAUCCUUUCUUUUUGACUUUGGAAGGGCGAUAAACUGAGGGAAGGGCAUCAUAAUAGAUUUCAGUCUGGAUUGUUUCAUUUGAUACGUUGUGUAUAUAGAAGAACAAUUUCAUCA
Solanum dulcamara is the source of this 3117-nucleotide messenger RNA. RefSeq lists its product as uncharacterized. Gene Ontology annotation, biological process: lipid metabolic process. Bases 562 to 2637 code for a protein of 691 amino acids. The record is from RefSeq and is a predicted model, not a curated record. The transcript has 15 exons. NCBI's taxonomy places the organism in Eukaryota, Viridiplantae, Streptophyta, Magnoliopsida, Solanales, Solanaceae.